UGAAAGUUGAUUGAGCUGCUUGUGAUCACUUCAGUCUUCUUUGUAUGUGUUUUGUGUUGUCGAAACUCGAAAAUGGGUCAUCACUGCUGCAGCAAACAAAAGGUUAAGAGAGGGUUAUGGUCUCCGGAAGAAGAUGAUAGACUCACCACUCAUAUUAUUAAUCAUGGUCAUGGCUCUUGGAGCUCUGUCCCCAAAUUAGCAGGACUCCAAAGAUGUGGAAAGAGCUGCAGAUUAAGGUGGAUAAACUACUUAAGGCCAGAUCUAAAGAGGGGUUCAUUCACAGAAGAAGAAGAAAGAACUAUAAUUGAAGUACAUAGAAUUCUUGGCAAUAGAUGGGCCCAAAUUGCCAAACAUCUUCCAGGAAGAACAGAUAAUGAGGUAAAGAAUUUUUGGAAUUCUUGCAUAAAAAAAAAACUUCUUGCUCAAGGCUUUGAUCCAAACACUCAUAAUCUCCUUCAAAAGAAGUCCAAAUCUAAGACUAAUCCUACUAAAACUUCUAAUCAUCAUCGGUUUCCAUCGAAUUCGAGCUCGUUAAUCUUCUCAGAUGAUCAUGAAAGCCAAACUUGCUUCCCAAAAGUUGAUAAUGAGAUAGAGUUACAAAAUAACAGUAUCAACUUUGAGUGCAACAACAACUCUGCUAGUUAUACACAAAUGCAUAAUAUUGUACCAACUUCGGAUUUUUCGAGCAAUGAAUUCUUAGCUAUGAACAAAUCUAAUCCCAUUUCUAAUGAUGUUAAUCUAUGUGGUUAUACCUUGGAUGAAAACUCGAUUUGGAGCAAUACAACAAGGUUGGAGAACUUUGAACAACCAAUGCAAACAACCCAAGUGAUUCCAACACAAGAGAUAAUUGGUGGUGCUAAUGAUUAUGACUUGGAUGCCUCGUUGUUCAACAUGUUAAGUAUUAACUAUGGCUUUGAGGACUACCCUGCCUCGACUACGAUUUUACCGGGUGCCGGAGUGUAUGGUGGUGAAAUGGGUUAUGCCAUGGAUCAAGUUGCAUGGUGUGAAGGAAACAACUUUCAAUGUGGAUCUUUUGCCUUGUAGAUGAACUAGAUCGAUAGUUCAUCAAUUAAAAGCAUAAGCUUAUGGUUGAAUAUCUGUACACAAAACAAACCACGUAUACACAUGGACACAUAAUGUAUGUAUGGAUUGGUUAAUCGUGCACACAUGUAAAAAGUUGAUUUGACAAUAUGUGUUAUAAACUAUACAAAAUUACAAAUUUAUCUAUACUUAGUAUUUAAAAACAUAAACCCCAUUUGCCACAUUUAUGUCUUCCAUUCUUUGUACAUUUUGUUAUAAUAAUUUGCGACAUGUCAUUUUAUUGGUUCAUUAUUUAUGUCAUUAGUUAUUGACUUAUUGUAAACUUUUUCAUCUUCCCCAUUUAUGUACCAAUAGCUCUAAUAAUUUUGUAACCUCCCCUUAAAUUCAACAUGUUGAAUGUUUUAAUCUUUUCCUCUUCCCCAUCCAUCUUUCAAAUUCAAUUAAGUUAAAUGUGUUAUUUGCCUCUCCUCCUUUUUCCUCCUUUCUCUUUCCAAAACCCUAGCCUCCAUUGUUGAAUUUUGAAGGGGCUUCCAUCAAUUUUAAUCAGUGGAAAGCUCCAAUCCUUGUUUCUUUAUUGUUUUUUAGGUUUAUAACAAUGCUUCCUCCUUUUGGGAGGAACUUUUCUCCCUCAAAAGAAA
Chenopodium quinoa (quinoa) is the source of this 1679-nucleotide messenger RNA. Its product is annotated as myb-related protein 308-like. NCBI's taxonomy places the organism in Eukaryota, Viridiplantae, Streptophyta, Magnoliopsida, Caryophyllales, Amaranthaceae. The transcript is spliced from 2 exons. Bases 73 to 1044 code for a protein of 323 amino acids. The record is from RefSeq and is a predicted model, not a curated record.